Molecule: messenger RNA, 2600 nt
Organism: Myxocyprinus asiaticus (Chinese sucker)
Lineage: Eukaryota; Metazoa; Chordata; Actinopteri; Cypriniformes; Catostomidae
Product: F-box-like/WD repeat-containing protein TBL1X
Exons: 16
Coding region: 369-1901 (510 amino acids)
Biological process (GO): regulation of transcription by RNA polymerase II
Cellular component (GO): histone deacetylase complex
Molecular function (GO): protein binding; transcription corepressor activity
Source: RefSeq, a predicted model, not a curated record
CUUGCACCGCUGAUUACCGACACUGUAUUCUGUGAGAAAACCACACAGGAAACAACCGGUAUGAUACACAUUUAAGCGUCAAUUUUGGCAGACGAAACCGCGAUUAUUGUUUCACAUCGAUAACGGAUAACCGCUGUAAUUCGACCGGAGCAUGGCAGUGAAGUCGCAGUUCCCACAGUGAAGUUAGAGGAUAUUUUCCUAGUGGAAGUGAAAGAGAGGAAGCAACUUGAGUUGUGAAGGGAUACAUGUGAUGCUACAGUAGCACAUGUCUCCAGGAUGUAUGGAGGAGGGGAGAGAUCAUCAGCACUUCACUAAUUGGAGCCGUUCUUCAGCUCCAGUGUUUCUCAUCCACUGAGGUGUGAGCGAAGAUGAGCAUAACCAGUGAUGAGGUCAACUUCUUGGUGUACAGAUAUCUACAAGAGUCAGGUUUCUCUCACUCUGCUUUCACGUUUGGCAUUGAGAGUCACAUCAGUCAGUCAAACAUCAACGGCACUCUGGUGCCUCCUGCUGCUCUCAUCUCGAUACUACAGAAAGGACUGCAGUAUGUGGAAGCAGAGAUCAGCAUUAAUGAGGAUGGCACAUUAUUUGACUGUCGUCCGAUAGAGUCUCUGUCACUCAUCGACGCUGUGAUGCCAGACACGGUUCAAACACGACAGCGGGCAUUCAAAGACAAACUCCCACAGAAGCAGCAAAACAACAGCACUAACUCAACCAUUCAGUCCCACACUACAAAGAACGGUGAAGCGACGCUCAAUGGAGAUGAGAACGGCACUCAUGCUCUUUAUCAUCACGAGGAGUUGAUGGAGGAGGACGGAGAGAUCCAGAUUCCUGCCAGCAAAGCCACAGUGUUGAGAGGUCAUGAGUCAGAGGUCUUCAUCUGUGCCUGGAACCCUGUCUGUGACCUCUUGGCCUCAGGUUCUGGUGACUCAACAGCUCGUAUAUGGAACCUGAAUGAGAACAGUAACAGCGGCUCGACUCAGCUGGUGCUGCGCCACUGUAUUAGAGAGGGGGGGCAGGACGUGCCCAGUAACAAAGACGUCACCUCAUUAGACUGGAACAGUGACGGUACUCUCCUAGCAACCGGAUCUUAUGAUGGAUUUGCAAGAAUAUGGACUAAAGAUGGUAAUCUGAGUAGUAAACUGGGACAGCACAAAGGGCCCAUAUUUGCACUCAAGUGGAAUAAGAAAGGAAACAGUAUUCUCAGCGCUGGAGUUGAUAAGACGACAAUAAUUUGGGAUGCACACACAGGCGAAGCUAAGCAGCAGUUCUCUUUUCAUUCUGCUCCGGCUCUGGACGUCGACUGGCAGAAUAACACCACGUUUGCAUCCUGCAGUACGGACAUGUGCAUCCACGUGUGUCGCCUAGGAAGUGAGCGACCGCUCAAGACCUUCCAAGGGCACACGAAUGAAGUGAACGCCAUUAAAUGGGACCCAUCGGGAAUGCUGCUAGCAUCCUGUUCCGAUGACAUGACGUUGAAGAUCUGGAGUAUGAAGCAGGAUUCAUGUGUUCACAAUCUUCAAGCUCACAACAGAGAGAUCUACACUAUCAAAUGGAGCCCGACGGGUGUUGGCAGCAACAACCCCAAUGCCAACACUUUACUGGCCAGUGCCUCUUUUGACUCGACGGUGCGAUUAUGGGAUGUUGAGAGGGGCGUUUGCGUCCACAGGCUUACCAAACACCAGGAGCCGGUCUACAGCGUCGCCUUCAGUCCUGAUGGGAAGUUCUUGGCCAGCGGAUCCUUUGAUAAAUGUGUGCACAUCUGGGACACUGUGAGCGGAGCUUUAGUGAACAGCUACAAGGGAACUGGAGGAAUAUUUGAAGUGUGCUGGAACGGUUUGGGAGAUAAAGUUGGUGCGAGUGCGUCAGAUGGAUUGGUCUGUGUUGUUGAUCUACGGAAAUAACUCCUGAUGAAUCUGAAGGUGGAUACAGGAUUGUGCAGCUAAAUGUCUUCACUACAUCUCUGCAGCUGUUGAUGGCCAUCCGAACUCACAUUACCAAGAAAUAAAAUCCAAAUGUUGAAAAUAAAAUUUCAGGAAAGCAGCUACUCGAGAUGGCCAGAACAAGACGGCUUGUGCUGUUGGCCAGCGCUAUAACGCAGUAAAUGUGAGAGUUAGCAGAUGUCUGGUCAGUGCACUAGAUGGUCAGUGAGCUGAAAGCUGGAGAUGUUUAAGUUCAAGAGUUUUGUUUUAUUUUUUUGUCACGUGUUUGUAGUCCAACGGUGUUCGACGCCAACAUUGUUGGGCAGCCCUGGUCGGGUUGUUUUGGGCCAGUUUUCCAGUCACGGGCAUGAAGCCUCAUUGUAGAAAAAUGGAUUUGAAAUGGAGAACAACCUUUGGAAGUCACUCUCAGUCCAAAGCUAUGCUUAAUAUGUGCCCUGUUAAACAGCCCAUUAUUUGAAUCUCUCCUCGAUGGAGAAUAGUAAAUAUUUCAUGAGCUUAUUGUCGAUUUUUUUGACUUGAACGACAGACUUUUGAGUGUUUUCCAUCUUAACUGUGAAUGAAGAAGUCGACUGCAGAAUACUUGGGAAAUUAUUUUAUUAAAAUGUUAGAAUUUAUUAACUGUGUUCAUGUUUCUUUACAUAAAAUCAGUUUUCUUCAGAA